This is a messenger RNA of Dovyalis caffra, 426 nucleotides long. The record is from the annotation of a GenBank genome assembly. NCBI's taxonomy places the organism in Eukaryota, Viridiplantae, Streptophyta, Magnoliopsida, Malpighiales, Salicaceae.
AUGGCCUCAUUUGCCGCCGCCAGAUCCAUUUUCCGGUCAUCUGCCGCCCGCAAUGCGGCGGCCCGCCUUGCUUCCCAGUCCAAAUCCAAACCUAAAGCCUCCCCCUUUAGCCUCAACUCCACUGCCAACAAACCCAUUUUCAGGAGGAGUCCAGUGGAAAUGAGCUUUGCUGUUGAAUCAAUGAUGCCUUACCAUACAGUGACUGCUUCUGCUUUGAUGACUUCAAUGCUCUCCAUUUCUCGCCGCAGUUGUGGCUGGCUUCCUGAAGGUGGGGUGGUUGAGUUAGGACUGGGGCUUGCAAUGAUGAUGUGUGAUGAAUUGUCUGAAGAUCCAAGCAAGUUUUAUUACAAAAUUCUACUUUUAGAAGUUUUGAUUGAGCUGCUGAAGAGACCGGUUGGAUAUUCUGAGCUUCUAAAACCUAGAUGA